Prionailurus viverrinus (fishing cat) is the source of this 3351-nucleotide messenger RNA. Its product is annotated as zinc finger protein 791-like. Gene Ontology annotation, molecular function: DNA-binding transcription repressor activity, RNA polymerase II-specific. The transcript is spliced from 5 exons. NCBI's taxonomy places the organism in Eukaryota, Metazoa, Chordata, Mammalia, Carnivora, Felidae. The record is from RefSeq and is a predicted model, not a curated record. Bases 393 to 2279 code for a protein of 628 amino acids. Gene Ontology annotation, biological process: negative regulation of transcription by RNA polymerase II.
ACCGUUAUGCCGUAUGGGCCACGGACUGAAGGGUCACCGGGCCCUUCUAUUCUGUCACAUCCGGAUCCGACGCCGCGUAAGGGAGGCUCCGCGGGGAAACUGAGUCAGAUCCUCAGACAGAAGGAGGAGGAAGGAGACAGGCGGCUCAGUCCGCCCGGAGCGCGUUCUACUGAGAGCCCACCUCGGGCCGGGGGAUCGGACACGUCGCAGGGACUGAAGGAUCGCCCAAUCAGGGCCCGGGACCUGUACACCACCCAAUCAGGCCCGAGCGAGAGCCCGGUGGGUGUGGCUCUCCGCCGGGGCGGCUGGCGCAGUCGGAUCCUGCGCUGCCACGGUCGUGGGGGUGCGCGGCAUAGGAGGUCACCCCGAGGGCGCGGAGCGGGGACCCCGAGAUGGCCUCUGUGGUCUUUGAGGAUGUGGCUGUGAACUUCACCCCGGAAGAGUGGGCUUUGCUGAAUCGUGGUCAGAGGAAGCUCUACAGAGAUGUGAUGCUGGAGACCUGCAGGAACCUGUCUGCUGUGGAGAAGCAGAAAUUUCACAGCAGUGGAAAUUUGACCCGAAUGCAGGAAGGGCUUUUGAGAAGUCCUUUGGUGGAGAGUGUCUGUGAACGUAUUGAAGGAGAUCCAUGUGGAGAAACCCUGAACCCGAUUACAAGUCUUACUGUGCAUGAGGGCUGUCCCACUGGAGGCAAAUCCUGUGAAUGCGCUAAGUGUAGGGAAGCCCUCACAGAUGGUUUUUUUCUAGGGACUCUGGGAAGAUCUCACCCAGGACUCACAUCUAGUCCCUGUGAGGAAUGUGGGCCGGCCUGUAGCUCUGUCUCAAGCCUCAGCACUCAGGUGGGUGCAGACUUUGUAGAGAAACCCUAUGAAGGUCAGGACACCGGGAGAGCAUCAGAGACAUACACAAAGAGUCUGAGUAGUAAAAAAUCUCUAGAGUGCAAGAAAUGUGGAAAAGCUUUCACUUGCAUUUCUUCUUUUCAGGGUCAUGUGCAAAAUGACUGUGUACAGAGAGCCCAUGCAUGUGACGUGUGUGGGAAAGCCUUUAUGUGUCACUCUGAUCUUACACAUCACGUGAGAACUCAUACUGGGGAGAGAACCUAUCAAUGUCAGGAGUGUGGGAAAGCCUUCCAGUGUAAGUCAGGCCUGCAGAAACAUGUGAGGACUCACACUCCAGAGAAACUCUAUAAAUAUCAGCCCUGUAGGAAAUCCUUCCCUGGCCAGCAGUCCUUUCUAGUACCUAGGAGAAGACACACAGGGGACAGACACUUGGAAUGUAAGGAGUGUGGGAAAACUUUCAAGAAGCAUCUACAGUUUGAACGUCACAUGACCACACACAAUGUAAUGAAACCCUAUGAAUGUCGGGAGUGUGGCAAAACCUUCAAGCAUCACCCAGACCUGCGAGUACAUAUGAGGACACACACUGGGGAAAGACCCUAUGAAUGUAAGGAAUGUGGGAAAUCUUUCCGAAAGUAUGAACAUGUUAAACGUCACAUGACCACUCACAGUACUGUGAAACCCUAUGAAUGUAAGCAAUGUGGCAGAGCCUUCCGGGACCACACAGACCUGCGAGUGCAUAUGAGGACACACACUGGGGAAAGACCAUAUGAAUGUCAACAAUGUGGGAAAGCCUUCAGAUAUCUUGGGAAUCUGCGAGAGCACGUGACAAUACACACGGGGGAGAGACCCUAUGAAUGUCAGGAGUGUGGGAAAGCCUUCAGGUAUAACUCAUGCCUGCGAGAACAUGUGAGGAAACACACGGGGGAGAGACCCUAUAAAUGUCAGCACUGUGGGAAAGCCUUCAUUCGACACCACACCCUCGUACUACAUACUGCGAGAAGACACUCAGUGGGCGGACACUUGGAAUGUAAGGAGUGUGGGGAAACUUUCAGGAAGCAUCAACCUUUUGAACAUCACAUGACCACACACAAUGUAGUGAAACCCUAUGAAUGUCAGGAGUGUGGGAAAGCCUUCCGGUAUCACAGAGACCUACGAAUACAUGCGUGGACACACACUGGGGAAAAACCCUGUAAAUGUCAGCACUGUGGGAAAGCCUUCACAUCUCCCUCAAACCUGGGAGCACACAUGAGGACACAUGCUGAGGAGAGACCUUUUGAGUGUAUAGAGUGUGGGAAAGCUUUCCGUCAGCUGCAAAAUUUUGAAAGUCAUUUGAGAACACACAGCACCAUUAAAUCCUAUGAAUGUAAGAAGUGUGGGAAGGUGUACAAGUUCUCCUCCUCUCUUCGAGCGCAUAUGAAGAAACACCCUGGGGAGAGACCUUGACAGAUCACCGCUUCCUUCAAGAACACGUGAGGCUGCACAGUGGACACUAAGCCUCUGUAUGUAAGGACUCUGGUAAGACCUUCCAGUGUCUCGUAGACCUGGGCAGAAGAACCUUAUGAAUGAUCGCUCUGUGGGAAAGCCUUCAGUUGUCCCUCUUCCCUUCGAGAACACACGUGCAAGCACAGUAAUGUGAAACAUUACACACUUAAGCACCAUGGAAAAGCCUGUCCGGGAAUCUGUGAGCAAAGCCACACUGUAGGAAAGCAUUUAUUUUUCCUUCAAAUAUUUUUUUAUGUUUAUUUUUGAGACAGAGACAGAGCGUGAGCAGGGGAGGGGGCUGAGAGAGAGGGAAACAGAAUCUGAGGUAGGCUCCAGGCUCUGAGCUGUCAGCAUAGAGCCAGAUGUGGGGCUUGAAUUCAUGAACCGUGAGAUCGUGAUUGAGCCAAAGUCAGAUGCUCAAAUGACUGAGCCACCCAGGCAUCCCUCCUUUCAAAUCUUCUUGAAAAUGCGAGUCAGUACAACGGAGAUGAUCCUGAAUGCACACAAUUUUGGGAAAACUUCAGGUAUAGAACUUCAUGUAUUUUGUUCAUGAAAAUUCAGGCAGGAGAGAAAUCUUUUCAUUGUUGGGAAUAUGGCUUUGACUUUCCAGGUGCCUCUUCCUUGACUGGGAUCCCAAGUGUAUGAAUUCCUAGUUCAUCUCACUGAUAUGAACACUGAUGGUUUUAAGUGGCCUUCUUUGUCCUCUAUAUCUGUACAACCUAGAUGUUACCUCAGACUUGAAGUAAUCACAUGGUUUUGUACAACAUGUCUCUUUCCCAUUAUAAUGUCUUUUGGACCUAGAGGUGAUAAAAAUGUGUCUAUUGUUGGUGUGUACUUAACACCUUUAUAUACUUUUACAAAAAAAGUCUUGAAUUAUAUGCAUUCCGAAAUGUUCUUCAUAAGUUUUCAUGAUGUUAGACCCCUCAUUGUUGAAAGUUCUUUUCUGUCCUCUGUUACGGAUACUGGAAUUUCCUGAUUCUGUGUCUACUCGUCUUUUCAGUCUUUGUUAUUAAAAGUUAUAUUUUCACAUCAA